This is a messenger RNA of Populus trichocarpa (black cottonwood), 728 nucleotides long. RefSeq names its product 60S ribosomal protein L14-2. Gene Ontology annotation, biological process: translation; ribosomal large subunit biogenesis. Gene Ontology annotation, molecular function: structural constituent of ribosome; RNA binding. The transcript has 5 exons. The record is from RefSeq and is a predicted model, not a curated record. Lineage: Eukaryota; Viridiplantae; Streptophyta; Magnoliopsida; Malpighiales; Salicaceae. The coding region runs from base 154 to 555 and encodes 133 amino acids. Gene Ontology annotation, cellular component: ribosome; cytosolic large ribosomal subunit.
CUACAAUUUUAACACACUCGAGCGUAUCACAUCCAAAACGAAAAACCCUAGCACCAGCAGCGCUACUAAUAUUACAUAACCUCGCUGGUCACCUCUCUCCUUCACCUCAGCGGUCGCCUCUCUCUCUGUCGAUUCUCAGCAGAUCCGCCAAAAAUGCCGUUCAAGAGGUACGUGGAGAUUGGGAGAGUGGCUCUUGUCAACUACGGCAAGGAUUACGGCAAGCUCGUUGUUAUAGUCGAUGUCAUCGAUCAAAACAGAGCUCUGGUAGAUGCUCCAGAUAUGGUUAGGAGUCAAAUGAACUUCAAGAGGCUUUCACUCACUGAUAUCAAGAUUGAGAUCAACAGGGUUCCCAAGAAGAAGGCACUAAUUGAAGCCAUGGAGAAGGCUGAUGUGAAGAACAAGUGGGAGAACAGUUCAUGGGGCAGGAGACUCACUGUGCAGAAGAGAAGGGCAUCACUUAAUGAUUUUGAUAGGUUCAAGCUCAUGUUGGCGAAGAUCAAGAAGGCAGGAAUUGUCAGGCAGGAGCUUGCAAAACUCAAAAAGGAGACAGCCUAAGAUUUGUUCACUUCUGAGCUUUUCGAUAGCUUAAAAGUUCCAAAAUUUGCUCCAGUUUUACCGUUUUAUGUUGUUUUUUUUUGGCUUUUGAUUAUUUUCAUAGUUAGUGGCGGAAACCAAUUAUUAUGGAUCUUGUUACGAGGAAACAUUAAUGAUAUUUCUAGACUUGCUCA